Messenger RNA from Vanessa atalanta (red admiral), 7125 nucleotides. RefSeq lists its product as uncharacterized. Lineage: Eukaryota; Metazoa; Arthropoda; Insecta; Lepidoptera; Nymphalidae. The record is from RefSeq and is a predicted model, not a curated record. Gene Ontology annotation, molecular function: chitinase activity; chitin binding. Gene Ontology annotation, biological process: chitin catabolic process; carbohydrate metabolic process. Bases 86 to 6763 code for a protein of 2225 amino acids. Gene Ontology annotation, cellular component: extracellular region. The transcript is spliced from 9 exons.
GGCUUCGCCACUCGUACUGCGGUGAUCAUCCGACCAACGCGCUUUUUCGAACACGAACGGAGAUGACAGAUUGAUUUUUUUAAUCAUGUGGUUUUGGUUUCUUUGCGUGGCUUCGGCCGCGGUGUACUCGGUCGAAGGAGCGGGCGCCGGUGCCGCCCGCCUCGUAUGUUACGUUGAAGGCGCGCGCGCAUCCGAUUUUACCGAGUGCACGCAUCUCGUGUACGCGGGCGACGCUAGGGGAGACAAACUAGACUCUCUGCUAAAGGAAUAUAGGAAAGAUAACCCGAGGAUCAAGAUUCUGCUGCGUGUGACCGAAGCUGAUAAGAAACUUGAAGACCUACUCAAGUCUAAACAUGUCCAGGGAUUGGAAAUCAACGAUGCUCACCUUAGCUUCAACAAAUCUAAAGUUCUGGAGACUGUUGAUGCUGCUAGAUCCGCUAUCAACUCGAAUGGCGGAGGGCCAUUAUUCUUGGCAUUACCAGCACACCCGGAACUCCUGGCGAAAUACUACGAUCUCAGAGUUCUUAUGAAGAAAGUUGAUUUGAUGAUGGUACAAACCCACGCCUUGGGUCUGGUGAAGAAGAUGACUUAUCAUCCCAGUCGAUUGAGUGGGUUAUGGGACAUGAUGAACACGGAUUCAGUAGUGGAUCUCGUCGUCGGUUUGGGAGUGCCGGCAUCUAAAGUAGUGAUCAGUUUACCAGCAACCGCUAGACAAUUUACACUUGUCAACGAGACCCUCAGUACUCCUGGAAGCCCCACCCAAGAUGACGAUCCCAAAGAAAUCGAUCAAGCUGAACUCUGCAGACAAUUGCGAAAAGGAAGAUGGACCUUGGAAAGAGAUCAGGAUCUAUCAGCGCCUUACGCUUUUAAGGACAAAACCUGGAUAUCGUUCGAAGACGCGUCCUCAGUUGACGUCAAAGGCAAAUACGCGCGUGUCCGAGGCUUAGCAGGUUUAGCGCUGUUCAAGUCGGACCGUGACUCCGAGACUCCCUGUGGCCCGACUUUAAGGGCUGCGUUAACGAAAGUACUGAACCAGCAGAGCCGAGCGCCCAGAGCUGCUGUUCUCAGAUCGCUGGAGAACGAGAUCCUAUCGGGACCUGGCCAUAUCCGCGCGUUGGAUGCUCUCCAAGUCUCUCCGUACCGAAUCACCCAAGUUGUCGACUCCGAUGGCGUCAUACAUUCGAUUAGAGAGGACACGAGAACGGAAUUCUCCUGCACGCGUCAAGGGUACUUCGUCCAUCCUCGCUCCUGCGCCAGAUUCUAUCGCUGUGUCAAAUUCGACCAGCUGUCGCCCGAAUACACCGUUUUCGAGUUUGAUUGUCCCGCGGGGCUCGCGUUCGACUCUCGCUACGAGGUGUGCGUCUGGCCCGGCAGCUUGCCGCAUUCGCAGGCCUGCCCCGGCUCCUCCGAGAUUGCGCCUGUACCUCACUCGCGAUUCCAGUGCCCUGACCGCGAAGGAUACUACGCGGAUCCAGAGAAUUGUCGUUGGUUCUUUGCGUGUCUGGACCAUGGUAAGGCGCCUUUAACAGCUUACGAGUUCCGCUGUCCCUUCGGUCUCGGCUUCGAUGCGGCGCGCCUUAAGUGUGAAUGGCCCUGGCUGGUGCCGGGCUGCGGAAACAUUGCCAGAUACGAGGCUGAGGCGUUUGGAUUCUCGGCUGGUGCACUCUCAGGCGCAACUGGAUUCCAGGGAAAAACCGCCGACUCAGUCAACAUAGCUGCUCACCAAAGUUUGGUAUCUGGAGCGUCUUUAGAUAAUCUAGUGGGGAUUCAAACCGGAUAUCUUAGUAAAGAUGACGUCCUCGAUGGCAACUAUAUCGCUUCCCAAGAACUCUCAAAUUUAGGAUUUGCGGGACCAGGAACUUAUCAAAUAGAGGAUUUAGCUUUAGGAGGACAGGGAGAGCCAAGUGGUCUAUCUUAUAAUAUUGUAUCCGCUGAUAAUAUUAACGAAGGUUUAGUGCAAACUACAAACUACAAUGAUAAUGAUAAAUACAGUAGCGGAUCGUUAAUUCUUGAUGAUUAUAGAUUGGCCAGCAACAAGGCCAGCUCUUCAGGAACAUAUAACUCAGCACAAAGAUUAAACGCAGGAGCAGCUCAAUCAUCUUCACGAUUUAAUUCGGGAAAAUAUAGAGGCAAUAAUGCGUAUCCUGGCGCACCACCAACGUACAACGACGGAAAAUACAACAGAGGAUUUUACCGUAAAGAUAAAUCUGGUUUUUAUGUCCACAAUCCUGCUGGAGAUCGCGCUAAGCCUUAUGAACAUAUUGAUGUACCUCCCGUUCCCUACGGACACGUUGAUUCAAAAUAUAAACAAACUAGCGAGUAUGAUAUUGGCGGUUAUACAGGAACUUACGACACGGGAUCUUAUAGCCAAGAUGGUAGUGCAUCCCAUGGUUACGAAUAUCCAAAGCCUGCUAUUCAGUUCAAUGAAGGUCCUGCAGUAGGUCAAAAUAUCUACAGCAAUAAAGGUCAACUAGGAGCAUAUACAAGUGGAUCUACUGUUACUACUGGUGCUGCUUCUACUACUUACCAUGGCAGUUACAGCAACGGAGAUGCUGGGAAAUAUGUUACAAAUGGUGAAGUAUAUAACGGUGACUCACAUACUCUAACAGCAGGAGCAGUUAAUGUUGAACUUGUAGGAAAAACUUCAUUGGUUGAUGUGGAUUAUGCAAACCAAGCUAACUAUCAAGGUCAAUCGUUUAGCCACGGAGUCAUCCAUCAAGGUUAUACAGCAGCUGUGCCUGAAGUCUCUAUAAGCCAUGUUGGCACUGAUAGUCAAAAUCUUGACGGUUACAACUUGGGUACUACACCCACUUCAUCUGGCGUUCCAACAACAGCUACACCUUUGCCGGUUACUUACAAAACAACAUACGUACCAGAAGUCCCUAAAACUAGUAUUAAACAAGUUUUUGGUUACACUCAACCUGCUGUUACGUUCGUUCAACCAACAGUUGUUCCAAUCAAGCAUGUUACUUCUCAAGUGCAAGAAGCUGAUUAUAACCAAGGAUUAAAUUAUCAAUACGAAAGUAGGGAUUACUCAUCAACAUAUAAUGUUGAAUCGGGAGGACAAAGGGAUUCCACAGGUUACGAUUACACAAAACCUGUUGCUAAUGAAAAUACUGUUACAUACUCAACGGGUCUACCCACAGCCACCGUAAUAUCAUAUCAACCACAAGGAUUUGGGCAUAGUCAGCAGACUAUACAUAAAGUAGAGUCUGUAGGUUUCGAUUAUUCUACACAAAGACCUGUUACUGAACAACCAUUUAAAAAACUAGUUGCUUAUACUACAGGACCAUCAGUUUCGACUUAUGUUCAACCAACUGCACAAUCAGUAAGUCAUCAAACUAUUCACAAUGUAGCAAGUAAUACUUAUUUACCUUCGAUUGAUACGAGUGGACAAAGUGAAGUAAAAACAGCUGUAUAUUACGAAGCUCCACAAACUGUGUUACAAUAUACAACUCCUCAACCAGCUUUGUCUGUUCAACCUAUAGUAUCAACCUAUCAACCACAGACGUUCAGCCAACAGACAUUGCAUACUGUUGACACAAAUAAAUUGAACACCUAUUCUCAAGACCUUUCACAACAAGGAUAUGAAUACAAACAACCCCUUAUUCCGUUUGAAGAUUCGGUAAAAACAGUGACACAAUUUUCCACACCAGCUCCUGCUGUUUCUUAUACUCCUCAAAGUUACAGUUCACAAACAGUGCAAAGAUUUAACACUAAGCAAUAUGUAACAUCUACUGUUCGUCCAACGGUUUCAUCAAUACCAGUAACUAUUAACGAGAACCCAUUCCUGAAGUAUACAGUAAAAGCUACGCCAGAGACCUAUGUUAGUCCAACUUACAUACCUCAAUCGUAUAGUCAACAGACGGUACAUAGGGAAGACUCUAGUGGGUCAAAUAUUGGAUCCACGGGAUAUCAAUACACUUCUGAUAUUCAAUAUGAAGAACCUAGAUAUUAUACAGCACAAUCUACAUCUCAACCCCAGUCUUUCAGUCAACAAACGCUUCAUAAAGUGGAGGCAAAUAAAGUCAAUGCUUAUGAAGGCACGUCAUUUUCAGGAUAUGAUUACACUCAGCCAGCCGUGAGUUACGAAAGCACCAAGAUCGUGUCAUCGACACCUACACCUAUAAUUACUUCAACUUACAGACCGUUAUCGCACAGUCAACAAACUAUUCAUAAAGUUGAAAGACAAAGAAUUCCUUCUACAACCCCGACUUCGUCAAUUGAAUACACUUAUCAACAGCCCGCUGUAUCUAUUUAUAAAAAUCCCAUUCUUGAGUAUACUGAAAAUGUUUCCCCAGUUUCAUAUGCAGAACCUACUGCAACUGUAUAUACGCAAACGUAUAAACCGAUUCAACAGUCUAGAACAAGUUUCGCUAGUAAACCAGUUCAGUAUGAAACUUCGGCACAACAAGCAUACAUAAAUCAAGAAGGAUACUCAUACAGUCAACCCGAAAUACAAACUAAUAUUGAGACAACAAAUACUGCAAAAUACUCGGAUGCAAGCGCCGUAUCGCAUCAAGUAUUCCACCAGUCUCAGAGUACUGGAAAUACACAAUAUGAAACAGGGAAAGACGUUGUAUUUGUUUCAACAACUCCAUCUACACUAGUAUAUGAAGAUCAUUAUGCAGAAUACGAAGCUCCUAGGAAAGUGAAAACAUAUAAAGCUCCUGAAUAUAUAGCUCCGCAAAAGGAAUAUCAGCAAACAUACACUCUUUCACCUGCACCAACUGUUUAUCAACAAAGUUCUAUUGUACAUUCUCAAGACCAGUAUGAUUAUAAGCCCGUGGACUACUCUCAACAAUAUUCCAAUACCAAGUCAAUUUCUGAUACAUCGCAAAUUGUAGAAUCAGUACACUUUUCGUCAUUCCCUGAUACUAAAACAACACAAUACAAUCAAGCUGGGUAUCAAUCACCUGAAAUACAGGUAGAAUACAAAGCUGAGGAAUAUUUGCCACCUGUUGCAUCCACUGUUACACCUGUAGUGACAUCUACUUAUCGUCCACGAACAUAUUCAACUAGUACCACGAGGGAAUAUUUACCCCCUACCUCACAACCUAAGUUCAAUGCCCCUGAGUAUUUGCCACCGGAUAACACCUACGUAACACAGUCAACGGCAUCGCCUAAAUCAAAUACUUUGGAAUAUUUGCCUGCUUUGGAGGAAUCGAAUUCUAGAGUAGUCAGUUUUGAAAGCUUUGGUUAUAACCAGGGAGGUGAAACGCGAAAAACCGAUAAUAAGCUAAGUACAUAUCAGGAUUACAGUGUUCCAUCUGUCACUGUAUCUUCAACUGCUGCACCUAUUUUGAAAAAACAGAAUAUUGUUGUUGAAACAGCAAAAUCAAAUCUAUUAGGUUUUGGAACAGUUGGACCCGAUGCUGGAUUAGUUUCUACAGCUUAUACUACUUCUGCACCUGUUGUAUCAGACAAUUAUUAUUCAUCACCUCAAUUUGUUUCAUCGACUUAUGUACCAGAGGAUAUAAAGGUCACAGCCAAUGCUAGAAAAAUAACGAGGCCAAAAUAUUUAAGACCAGCAGUAAAGUCAACUACUCAAUCAUAUGUGGAAUCGACAACAGCGUAUCAAGCUCCAGAAUACUUGCCACCAGUAGAACAGGUUGCUCAAGAAAAUAUUGAUGGUUUUGAGUAUAAGAUUACCGAUGCUUCAAAAGUGAGAUAUAAUCCAUAUCAAGAACAAUCAAUUGAUAAUACCGCGUCCGUAGUAUCAACAGUUUCUACUCCCAUAAGAAAACAAAAUAUCGUUGUUGAAACAGCAAAAUCUCAGUUACUCGGUUUUGGUACAGUUGGAACCGAUGCCGGUUUAGUUUCUUCGGGCGCUUACAGUACACCUGGAUCCGUCGUGGUAUCCAAUGGUGAAUCUUCAUACUCAACAGUACCAGUUCAACAAGAAUUGGUUGAGGUUACACAAGAGGUGAGGAGAAAAUCAAAACCUAAAGUAGCUGUAGUUACAAAAAUUAACGACUUCAACCCUCUCCUUGUAAGAAAAUUAGGCGCAGUUUGUAGUUGUCAAUCACCUAUCUUAGUUCUAAAGGGUAAAAGACCUACUGUCCAAGAUCAUGAUAACGAUGAUUACAGCAAUGGUUAUGAGGACACUGAACGUGGAGACAUCAAUAGCAAUGCUUGGACAAGAAAAUCAGGCCGAAUUUCAACACGCCCAGUAUUAAAUACUGUAGCCACUGCUACGCCGAUAGUUUCCUCUACAUUUAAUCCUAUUAUUGUACCCGACGAUUCUUUCUAUCAAGAAUACCAGGAAGCCAGCAAUGAUAAUAUUGCUUUAGCACCUAUUCAAAAGGAUUAUUCCGAGAGUUUUAUUUCGAGUACACCUAUAAUUUCAACAACAGAAAGAGUUGUAAGAAUAAAGCCUCGCGUAAAAAAUGUGACCGUAGCGCCUACAUUUAAAACAAUCAUAUUGAAUGAAGAAGCCUCGUCUGACAUUGUUCAGGAAUCAGGUUCACCAGUGUCUGAAAUUGAUUCACAGGCCUUUGAUCGCUACGGUCCUGGAGGUUGGAGAAGCAGAGAUGAGACUUUACAAGGUUCGAUAGAUUGUAAGAGGGCAGGAUUGUUCCGUCACCCCAAGCAAUGUAAUAAGUUCUAUGCUUGUCGAUGGGACUGUACAAAACAAAGAUUUACGCUCCACGUAUUCAAUUGCCCAAUUCAGCUUAGCUUUGACCCUAACUUAGGUGCUUGUAACUGGCCUAGCCAGGGACCGGCCUGCCAAGGCGAUACACUUCUCACAAAUGCUCUCUGAAAAUGUAAUAUUGCAAAUGAACGCUUUUAAAUCUCAACGUGCCAUCAAAAUUGUGAUAAGAUGUGAUCACGAAUGUCCUACGAUUUUUAAAUUUUUAUUUGCGUUACUAAUAGGUUGAGUCUCUCAUUUUUUAACUCUCUAGGCUUAUUUAUUUGUUUGAUUGUUAUAAUGUUAAUUCAUAGUUAUUUAUUACUCAUGGUCUAUUGAAGCUUGUGACUGCAAAGCAAAGCAUUACUUUCGGCAUUGAUUGAACAUAAGUUACCAUUGUCUAGUUCAUUUAGUAUAUUACGUUUUGUGAAGUUGUGGAGUCAUUUGUAUAUGUUUGUAAACGCUGUAAUGUAAAUAUAUCAUUUAUUCAUGUA